AUUCCAAGAGAGCUGAGCAAAGGUUCCAAGUCUAUCGUUACAUAUAGGCUAUCACGACUGCAGCCACGGUUCCUGCAGUGAAGCUCUCCGCCGCUUGGAAAAAGAGAGCACCCUCGAAAGAAAAGAAAAAGCAAUAUACCGUCCCAAAAUUACAUAACCACUCAGAGCUCGACUACCUGGCAGGCGGCAGGCAGCAGGCUACCUACCGUACCUGUCAACCCCUCCAGCUCCCACUCUAUUCGAGUACUCCCAGCUGUCUCAACACCAACCAGCCUCAAUUACCUAGCUCACACUCCCCAGCUGCCUCGACCUCACCUCGACCUCACCACGACCUCACCUCGACCUCACCUCGACCAUAGCCCACCCUAACCAACCUAGAUGCCGCGCACACCCACCACCAAAACGCCCACUCCCUCCAUCAAGAACGAAGAGCCCGAUGGCGAUUCGGACGAGAAGCCUGUGGGCACCUUCGGCGGCUCACUGGAUAAGUACGCAUUCGGCCCACGGUCUGCGACCUCGUCGCCAGCGAAGCGGGCCAUUUCCAGCGCAGUUGCGUCGCCGAUCCGGAGAGCAGCCUCGGCUCUCGCCACUACUAGUACUACUCCGCCGCAACCGUCGCCCCGAAAGCGCCUGCGGUCGAGCACUCUGAAGCCCAAGCCCGAGCCCGAUCCCGAAGAAGCCACGCCGUCCCCCGUUGCUCCGGCGGGGGACGAUGAGAAGAAGAAGACGAAGAAGAAGCGGCCCAAGCACGCGGGCUACGCCCCACCGAGCAAGUACCGCCACCUCAGCGGGAUUCCCGACGCCACGGCGCCGGGGAUGAUCACGCUCUUCAUCGGGACGAACCCCGGGAUCCGCACCGCCGAGACCGGCCACGCAUAUUCCGCACCCAGCAACCAUUUCUGGCGGUUCCUGCACGAGGCGGGGCUCACUCCCGACCGCAGGCUGCAUCCGUCCGAGGACCUGCGGCUGCCGGAGCUCUACAGCCUCGGGAAUACUAACCUGGUGUCAAGGCCGACGAAGGACCAGGCCGAGCUGAGCUGGAAGGAGAUGGAAGCAUCCGUGCCCGUGCUGGAGGAGAAGAUUAGAAGGUGGAAACCGGAGAGUGUCGCGGUUAUUGGGAAGGGGAUCUGGGAGAGGAUCUAUAAGGCUAAGACUGGUACGAGGCUUGGGAAGGAGUUUGUGUUCGGGUGGCAGGAUGGGUGGAGGCUGGGGGAGGACGAGGGUGAGGGCUGGGAAGGCGCGAGGGUUUUCGUGGCGAUUAGUACUAGUGGGCUGGUGGCGGGGUAUUCGACGGCAAGGAAAUUGGAGAUUAUGAAGGAGCUUGGGGAUUGGGUGAGGAUUAGACGGGAGGAGAGGGGGGAGACGGCGCCGAGGGGGUUACCGGAGGAGGUAGUGGAGAAGGCGGUUAGGGAGAGGGAGGAGAGGUUUACGCAGAAUCUGGUAGAGUGGCAGGCGUGCCUUGAGGUCGAGGAGCUGGACGGUGAGGAUGUCAAGGCCGAUGGAGUCAAAGUCGAGGAAGAAGUGGAGGAUUGAACGGGAGUAUUUACUAUUCACGAUAUCAAGUACAAAGAUGAUGUAGGUCAAAAGUAUGUGUCCGUAGGCCCGUUCUACACCAAAAAUGACCAUUUCCACGCAAUCGAAAACUAAUGCUUCACUCAGCGGAAGAAAAUAUCAGAUCAUAUGUAAAAAUAUCAGAUCAUAUGUAGAUGUCUGAGAAUAAUAAGGCUUUCGGGAAACGUCUAAAAAGCCAUAGUUUCAGGAAAAAGUCUAAAAUGUCAUAAUCUUUCGACGUUUCAACUUUCAACCCACCACCACUCAAAC
Tricharina praecox is the source of this 1821-nucleotide messenger RNA. Its product is annotated as G/U mismatch-specific uracil DNA glycosylase. Gene Ontology annotation, molecular function: mismatch base pair DNA N-glycosylase activity. The record is from RefSeq and is a predicted model, not a curated record. The coding region runs from base 379 to 1533 and encodes 384 amino acids. The transcript has a single exon. NCBI's taxonomy places the organism in Eukaryota, Fungi, Ascomycota, Pezizomycetes, Pezizales, Pyronemataceae. Gene Ontology annotation, biological process: base-excision repair, AP site formation.